GACUGUUGACGUUUAUGAAAUGCUAUAUCAAAGCCCUUGAUUGAUUUACAAGAUUAUGAAUCUAAUGAGUUGAAGCCAUUCACUUGACUUAAAUUAAUUAUAAAGUUAAUUACCCUAAAGUGGGGACUAAAAACUUUAAGGAUGACCGAUUAUAAGGAAGAGCAGAGAAACGAAAUUGAAGCACUGCAGUCGAUUUAUCCAGAUGAAAUCGAAAUUGUUGAAGAAGAGCCAUACCAUGUUUUCCAACUGACUGUGAUGCCUCAAGAUGCUGAAAAUUUUCCUGAUCAUGCAAUGUCUGCAGUGAUACAGUUUACAUACACAAAAAACUACCCAGAUUCAGCACCAUUAAUGGAGUUUGAAUCUACUGAGAACAUGGAUGAUGCACAACAAGAAUCUCUCAUGGAUUUUAUGAAAGCUCAGGCUGAGGAAAAUCUUGGUAUGGCAAUGAUAUUCACCAUAAUAUCAGCAGUACAAGAGAGAAUGACAAACAUGAUGGAACAAGCAGCCAAAGAUGAAGAAGAAGCAGCUGAAAGAAAAAAGAAGUCAGAUGAAGAGGCUGAAAGAAAACGCUUUGAGGGUACAAGAGUCAAUGUUGAGUCAUUUAUGGCUUGGAAAUUAAAGUUUGAUGCAGAAAGGGCUGAGAUGAGAAGGUUAAAAGGCCUUUCAGAUGGUUCAUCUAAAAAACCAACAGGUAAAGAACUGUUUAUGGCUGAUCAGUCUCUUUACGACUCUGAUGUUAAAUUUUUGCAAGCAAUGGGAGACACACUGGAAGUGGAUGAAUCUUUAUUUGUCGAUAUGGGAGAACUAGACUUAGAAGAUGAUGAUGACGAUGAUGAUCCAGAUUACAAACCAGGAGAUGAUGAUGACUGACUCAAAUUUAUUGCCUAGUCUAUGUGAUUUUACUUUUUUAAAUCUGGAGGAAUAAAUGGUGUAAAAAUA
Molecule: messenger RNA, 939 nt
Organism: Physella acuta
Lineage: Eukaryota; Metazoa; Mollusca; Gastropoda; Physidae
Product: RWD domain-containing protein 1
Molecular function (GO): protein binding
Source: RefSeq, a predicted model, not a curated record